Messenger RNA from Pimephales promelas (fathead minnow), 1820 nucleotides. RefSeq names its product DDRGK domain containing 1 (gene ddrgk1). The record is from RefSeq and is a predicted model, not a curated record. Gene Ontology annotation, molecular function: ubiquitin-like protein ligase binding. Lineage: Eukaryota; Metazoa; Chordata; Actinopteri; Cypriniformes; Leuciscidae. Gene Ontology annotation, biological process: negative regulation of IRE1-mediated unfolded protein response; cartilage development; protein K69-linked ufmylation.
ACGUCAACUUCCUCUUUCUACAAAGAGCUGUCAGGAGUUAGCAGUGCUCAUUUUUAUUUAUUUAUCGACGAGAUGGAUGUGGUUCUGUAUAUCGUAGCUGCGAUUAUUCUGCUCGUCCUGAUCGUGUUCGCUGUGAGAGUUCGUGGACGGACUGAGGAAGCGGACCGCGAGGAGCGGCGGGAUGUGGCGUCUCGAGCCGCGGCGCGUCCACAGGCCCUGGAGGAGCGUCCCGCGGGAAUGCCCCGCCGCCGGAGGAACCUGCACACCCGAGUGAGCGCGCAGCGGGCACAGCAGGCAUCGGACAACGAGGACAGCCCCACGGAGGCCGACGAGCCGCUGUCGGAGGAGCGUCCUCAAGCCGCCGGGAAAGUGGGAGCGAAGAAGCAGAGGAAGCUGGAGGAGAAGCAGGCGCGGAAAGCUCAGCGAGAGGCCGAGCUGGAGGAGCAAGUGGAGAGGAAGAAGAUGCAGGAGCUGCGAGAUCAGGAGAGACAGAAAGAUGAGGAGAAGGAGAAACUGCUGGAGCAGAAACAGGAGGAAGAGCUGCGUCGUGCCAAAGAGGAUCAGGAGAAGAGAGAGGAGGAGGAGUACCAGCGGAUAAAGGAGGCGUUCGUGAUCGAGGACCAGGGAGAAGCAGAAGAGCUGGACGAGCAAGAGUCUCGCAACCUCCUGCAAGAGUUCAUCCAGUACGUCAAGAAAUCGAAAGUGGUUUUGCUGGAGGACUUGGCGUCUCACUUUGGCUUGCGCACACAGGAUGCUAUUGCCAGACUUCAGGACCUGAUCGCAGACGGUUCCCUUACAGGAGUGAUCGACGACCGAGGGAAGUUUAUCUACAUCACCCUGGAGGAGUUGAGCGCUGUGGCUCAGUUCAUCAAGCAGAGAGGAAGAGUGUCCAUCUCUGAACUCGCUCAAGCCAGCAACACCCUCAUAAACCUCACGCCCGACAUCCACAGCGCACCAGCGUAACACAAAGGACUCGACAAUCCAGUGGGAUGCAGCAUAUCAUUCAUAGUCUGGAAUGGCAGAGCUACGGAUAGAGCUCGUAACAAAGGAAACUUUAUAUCCCACAAUUCUGACUUUAAUUCUUGCAAUUUUUCAGAAUUUGGUUUAAAUCUCACUAUUCAGAGUUAAUACACUGCAAAAAAUGCUUUUCUUAUUUAGUUUUUGUGUCUUGUUUCCAGUCCAAAUAUCUAAAAAUUAUUAAAUCAAGAUGCAUUAACUAGAUAUUAUUAUCAUAUUAUGUUUUGUUUUCUGGGGAAAUAAAUCCAAAUUAGCUGAGUUGUUGCUUAAAACAAGCAAAAUUAUCAAUAAUGUUAAUUCAAACAGAAACAAGAUUGUUUUUCUGACUCCAUUGGCAGAUCAUUAAACUCACUUAAUUUCCCCAGAAAACAAGACAUAAUAUCUAAUGGCAUUUUACUCAUCUAGUAAAUGCAUCUUGAUUUAAGCAUAUUUAGAUAUUUGGACUGGAAACAAGACAAAAAAAAUGCUAAUUAUGAUUUCAUGGACUCUGAAUUGGAUUUUGAGUGCUUGAGAAGAAGAUUGUAUAUCAUUAGUCUUACACACACAUUUAAGGCAGGGUUCUCACUCCUGUGGAAAACUGAACAUGAGGGGAUUUUAAAACUGAUCAAUGGAGUUUUGUUUUUCAUAAUAUAUUUUUUCUAGCAAGAAUCAAGUCUACUAUAGGCCUAUUUCAUGCACUGUUAAAUGACCGCUUAAGGCCUUUAUCACAAACAACCUAAAAAGUCAUGGAUAUUUAUUGGUCAGAAACUGGGAACCCUGUCACUGUUGACUGUCCUGUUUAAUAAAAAAAGCAUCACAAACUA